Molecule: messenger RNA, 2827 nt
Organism: Bombyx mori (domestic silkworm)
Lineage: Eukaryota; Metazoa; Arthropoda; Insecta; Lepidoptera; Bombycidae
Gene: Patsas
Exons: 8
Coding region: 1074-2675 (533 amino acids)
Biological process (GO): protein palmitoylation
Cellular component (GO): Golgi membrane
Molecular function (GO): protein binding; palmitoyltransferase activity
Source: RefSeq, a predicted model, not a curated record
UAUUUAUAUGAGUGUUGGACUCCCUACACCAGUAGCGGGGGCGUUAAUGAUGAGAAUCUUUGUGGGGGUGAGAAAUAAUCAUGUUAAUUUUAAAUGCCCAGCGAAGCGGAUGGGUACAGCUAGUCGUGUAAUAAAAAUCAAAGCCGCAAUAAUUAUAAUUUACGUAAUUAAUGGUGGUAGGACCGCUUAAUAAGCCUACCUACUUGUUAAUUCAAGUUUUCAUUUUAAAUGCUAAAUAUGUUGCCUGGUAUCAUUUUAUUAGUAGAUGGUGGUAGAAUUUUGGUGUUUUUACAAUAGCUUUACUAUUUAAAGGGAGUUAGUGACAUUAUCAUCAAAAAUGUACAGCCCAUGACGAAUCUUAUCCAUUCUAAAAUUUAAUUGCCCCGCCCGGCCCCUGUCGAUAGAACUUUUUCUUACUCCCAGCCGAUAAUGGCGUUAUCUCAUCUGAUCACGGUCAAGCGCUAAGUGUGUCUGACUGCAGCAGGGCUUAUUCCCGGUUGGUGUUAGUACUUUAAUUAAAGAUAAUUGAUAUUCCGAGUUUGACUUUAGAUAAAUCGAGUGUAUUUUAUCUGGUUAGUACACAUAACAAAUCGAAAAUUAAUUGGUCAAGUUGAUGAAUUCACUGUGUUUACCAAUCAUACAGAUCUUUAAUGCGCCUAAAUUAGCGCCAUACCACACCACCAUGUAUAGCAUGUAUAGCACCAGAGGUUCUUCUGUGAAAUUUACGGUCAAAGUCUGCGUCAUGCAAUAAUACAUUGAAACAGACUUUGCGGAGUUUUUGCUCUUUCGUAGAUACUGCGCAUGUUUUCGAAACCCAAGCAACAGGCGAUCAAUACUUAGACCGCUUCAGUGGCACGCAAGUCUAAGCUGGAUUGUGUUGUGUAAAAAAAAUCAAAAUUUAAACUUGCCUGUAUAGCCGUGUAUAGAUUUUCGGUAAAGAGGCGCUGGUCGUGGCGGACUGCGAGAACUCUGCUGUAGCGGGGGGCGUCGGCCUCGCCGUGAGUAGCAAGGUAUAUCCAAGUCCGGGGGCGGCGCGCGGCGUGUGGGCGCUGCCACAGCCGCCCCCGUGCACGAUGGCCGCAGAGGAAUCUCUCCCACAGGGCUCACCCAUGUCGCCGGAUGCUCCAGUCGCACCACCCAGGACUAUCACGAGUUUCAAUCAAUACUCCGAUUUGCACCAACUAAUAUUUGAGGCGGUUCGAUCAGGAGAAGUAUCGGAAAUCGAACGCCUGGUUGAAAAACUUGGAGUGGAAGUCUUGAAUGCUCGGGACCAGCAUGGCUAUACUCCCGCACACUGGGCAUCGCUUGAUGGGAGCGUGGCGGUCAUGCGAUACCUCGUGGAAAGAUCAGCUCCUGUCGAUCUUUCCUGUCUUGGCACUCAGGGGCCGCGUCCGAUACACUGGGCUUGCCGCAAAGGACAUGCAUCUAUCGUUCAAGUUCUCCUUCAGGCCGGUGUUGCUGUCAAUGCUGCAGAUUUCAAAGGUUUGACACCUUUAAUGACAGCUUGCAUGUAUGGUAAAACAGCCACAGCUGCUUAUCUGUUAGGAAUGGGUGCAGCUACAAGACUGUCUGAUAUAAACGGAGACACAGCCCUACAUUGGGCGGCAUAUAAGGGACAUGCAGAUGUCGUUCGUCUUUUAAUUUACUCUGGAGUUCCAUUACACUGUACUGAUAAUUUUGGUUCGACACCCCUACAUUUAGCAUGUUUGUCGGGAAACUUAACUUGUGUUAGAUUACUCUGUGAAAAGGUAAAGGCUGAGUUAGAACCGCGCGAUAAAAAUGGAAAAACACCGCUAAUGCUAGCACAGAGCCACAGGCAUGCAGAAGUUGUGAAAUUACUGCAAAAGGAAAUGAAACGUAAAUCCCAUUGGAUACCCCCACUGUCAGAAUUAUGGGCGUUAUUGUUCGGCGGCGCUGGUGAUUCUAAAGGGCCACUGUUGUUCUUUUUAAUCUCAGUUUUAUUGUGGGGUUAUCCUAUGUACGUGAUUAGGUGUAUUCCGCUGACAUGGAACACGCUUCGUCUCUCACACUAUUGUUUCCUAUAUUGGAAUGCAAUUAUGUGGAUGAGUUGGUUGAUUGCCAACAGACGUGAUCCCGGAUACGUGCCGCAGAAUUCGGAAACAUACUACAGAGCUAUAAGACAAAUCCCUUAUUACGAUAAAUGGAAGAAGAGAAAUAUUAUAUUAUCAAGACUGUGUCAUACGUGUCGAUGCUUAAGACCUCUGAGAGCAAAACAUUGUCGCAUCUGCAAACGUUGCGUAGCGUAUUUUGACCAUCACUGCCCGUUUAUCUACAACUGUGUCGGAGUUCGCAAUCGAAUGUGGUUCUUCUUGUUCGUGAUGAGCGUUGCGAUCAACUGCACAUUGUCGAUCUACUUUGCCUGUUAUUGUCUACUACUCGAGGGAUUCGGUCUGCUGUAUAUGCUGGGGCUACUUGAAGCUAUUACUUUUUGUGCCCUCGGUUGGAUUUUGACUUGCACUUCGGUGCUGCACGCCUGUAUGAACUUAACCACAAACGAAAUGUUUAAUUACAAACGAUAUCCAUACUUGAGGGACAAACGAGGAAGAUACCAAAAUCCAUUUUCACGUGGACCCAUCAUGAAUCUGUUCGAGUUUUUCGUGUGCCUGCCGGAUAAAUGCGACGACCAUGACAUUUUUCACGAAGAAAGUAUAUAAUGGCUUCGUUUGCAAAUUAAAUUACUGAAGAUUGUUUAGUUAUGUAAUUAAAAAUUCAAUUACCUAUUCAAGAUUUUAAAUUACUGACACUCACCAAAGCUAAAGACGUUCAAAAUAUGAAAUAUGCACAAUAAAUUUACGCAAUAAAUAAA